UCUCCAAUCUCUGUAACUACUCCCACAAUUUGAUCAAACCCCAUCUCCAAAAGACACCCAGAAAUCUAGUUAACACCUGAAACUCCUAAUCUCUUCCCAUCAGCUCAGAUCAGCAAAUUACACUACUUCCAGUUAGCAUAGAAGCUACAGCUGAAACAAGACGAAGGGAGCUGCUAAUCUGCUAUAGAAGAAAGAAGAGAAACAAGGGCUUGUUUGGAUUGUGUUUAGAUGGAGUUGUUCCCUGCACAGCCAGAUUUGUCUCUGCAAAUUAGUCCUCCGAACACCAAACCCGCAUCAUCUGGUAGUUGGAGGAGAAGUGCAGAAGAAGAAGAGGCGGCCGAGGUGGAUUUGGGGUUCUGGAAAAGAGCCUUCGACUCGAGAAACUCAUCCAUCUCCUCCGAUACCUUCUCCAACCUCUCGCUAUCGAAUCCGACUCGCCUCUCUCAUGAUCAGUACUCCAACACCAACCGAAUCAACCAUUUCCAUCACCAAAACCACUUCGGGCUCCAAAAUGGCCAUAAUGGUAACACUAAUGGUCUCCUUUUCCAUGCCUUUCAGCAAAACCAGUUCCUAAACCCUCAACACCAACUUCAUCAUCACCAAAGGGUAUUCAAGCAACAGCACCAGCAAGAACAACAACAAGGAGAAUACUUAGGCCCAGAGCUUGGGUUCUUGAGACCCAUAAGAGGAAUUCCAGUGUACCAAAACCCUCCUCCUCCAAAUCCUCAUCUUCAUCACCAUCAUCCUCCCCCUAAUUUGUUCCCAUUUUCUACACAAAAUAUUAAACCUAGUCUAAAUUUGGACACUACGGCCACUUCAAUAUCCUCAUCCAACAGUACAUUAAGCUCACCCUCGAGUAACCCGUUUCUCCGGUCGAGGUUCUUGUCCCGUUUUCCGGCCAAACGUAGCAUGAGAGCUCCUCGGAUGCGGUGGACUACCACGCUACACGCUCGCUUCGUUCACGCCGUUGAGCUUCUGGGUGGCCAUGAAAGGGCAACACCAAAAUCAGUUCUUGAGCUUAUGGAUGUGAAAGAUCUCACCUUGGCACAUGUUAAAUCCCAUCUGCAAAUGUACCGGACGGUGAAAACUACUGAUAAAGCAGCGGCAACUUCAGGACAGUCUGAACUAUGUGAAAAUGCUUCAUCUGGGGAUACCACUGAAGAUAUAAUGUUCGACAAUAUCAAUCAGAUUCCAACAAGGUCUUCUGAGCAGGGACGAUUGAAUCAUGCUCAAGAUAAGGAGUAUUAUGGUGGCCUAUGGAGCAAUUCUUCAAGCAGAGAAGCUUGGUUGCAUGGAUAUAAACCAAAGGAUGAUUCUGCUGGAAAUAUGCCAUCUCUUCUUGAUCAUGAGAAGGACAUGAUGGAUUCCAAAGGAUUAAGAAGUAGCUAUGAGAGGAUAUCAGAUGUAAGCUCCUCAACAAAUCAUUCAGGGACAACAAGCCCCAUGAAGCCUAAUUUGGAGUUCACUUUGGGGAGAGGAGGCCACGUUAAUUAGUUAAUUGAUCAUCAAUUAAGUCAUCAUCAGAUUUUAAUUUUGACUAAUUAAUUACAGAUGAUCGAUUUGUGUCUCUGAAUGGGAGCUGGGAAUGAAGAGAUGAGAGAAAUCAGAGAAUGGGGUACCCUUGUAGGAGUUGUAGCUAGCUGGGAAAAAUCAGGGAGAUGAAAAAAAAAAGAGAAAUUAAAGAAAAGAAAAGGAAAAGUAAAAGGAGAGGUGAAGAAAGACAAGGAGACAAGAAAGACAGAAAGCGACAAAAGGAGGAAAAAUGAAAAAGAAAAGCAUGUCCUGCAAUUCCUAUCAAUUCAUUCCUAUGAGAUCCCAAUCAACAUUUUAUAUUAAUUAUUCCAUCUCCAAGCUAGUCUACGUAAAUAUAUGAAAUCUAAUUGAUUCUGUAUGUUUUUUUUUUUGCACUGAGAGAGACAGAGAAAUGCAUGAGAAAGAGAAGAGAGAGAG
Molecule: messenger RNA, 1950 nt
Organism: Argentina anserina (silverweed cinquefoil)
Lineage: Eukaryota; Viridiplantae; Streptophyta; Magnoliopsida; Rosales; Rosaceae
Product: probable transcription factor KAN2
Exons: 6
Coding region: 229-1494 (421 amino acids)
Biological process (GO): abaxial cell fate specification; regulation of DNA-templated transcription
Cellular component (GO): nucleus
Molecular function (GO): transcription cis-regulatory region binding
Source: RefSeq, a predicted model, not a curated record